AUGGCGACACUUCCACUGCCCAGGGAGCGCCCUGGUGGACGUACACGCUCUCACACAGGCUCAGAGGAGCCACACAGGUCGCCGCUGCUCUUCGCCGGCUCGCUCGUCGCCCGUUCGUUCGUACUCGCCGCCCUCGCUGGAACGGCUCUGCUCGUCGCGCUUGCUGCCUGGUUCGGACUGAAGGCGGCUCUCAGGGUGGACCCGGUGAUUGGGAGGGAGCGCGUCUGGCUGCAGUACGGACACUUCCGACCGCCGUACGCUGUCGUACGACUCGAGGACGGCAAGUACAGCGUACCGGGGAGGGUGUACGAUGUCAGUGUCGAGGCGAGUGUCCCGGUCAACGAGAACAACCUUGAACUCGGCAACUUCAUGGUCGCGGUGAGCCUCCUCGACAGUGCAGGAAACCGCAUCGUCAACGCUUCCCGACCGGCCCUCCUCUCGCCGACCGAAUGCCUCCUUCAGCCAGCUCCUGCCUCGAAAUCGCUCUUCCACCUCCCCUCGCUUCUCACCCUGCCCCUAUCUUUCCUUCCGAUUCCUCGCCUUCCGUCGUUGUUCGCCUCUUCUUCCCUCUUGCCCUCCCGCUGCGCCCCGCUUCAAACGCUCGACAUUCCCCUCCUCGAAUCCACCUCCUUCGUCUCACCCGUCCAGUCGUCGUCGCUCGGCUGGCUCAGGCGUCGACGCGCGACCCGGGCGCCUCGCGGAGCUGGACCGGUCAAGAGCGUGUGGGUGGAGAUCGGCCGGCGAGACGCGCAUCCGCAUCACGAGGCUUUCGAUCUGGCGGGCGUAGAGGAGGGCGAUGUGUACGAGCAGGCGGUCGUGGCGAGGAGGGGACGGGAGAACGAGCGCGGAAGGGAGAGGAGGGUGCGUGAGUUGCAGGUCCAUGAGUCGUGGUUGAGGAUCGAAGUGAAGCCGACUGGGCUCAGAUCGCUCGUCUAUUACCACCCCUACCUGUCCUUCCUCUUCUUCGUCCCCUCCUUCCUCCUUUUCGAAGGCCUCGCCGCACUCGCCGUCUGGGCCUGGUGGGUCGCCACGUCCGGCCCCUCCACACCCGCCUCUCCAGCGCCUCACGCAGCUUGGUGGACACACGAACACGAUCGCAAGGCCGCCGAAUCCGAGGAAGAGGUCAAGCCCCUCUUGACGCCUUCGGAGGUUACGACUGAGGGGGAAGAGGAGGAAGAGAGAGCGAGGAGGAUUAGGAUGAGGCUGGGAAGGGCAGGAGUCGGAAUGAGCGCGUUCGGGAUCGAGGGCGAGGAGAAGGAUCUUGAGAGUGUUGGCAGCGGGAUCAGCGAGAGGGAGGAGGCUGAGGAUGGUGGACGCGCGAGAGUGAAGGAGGAGGAUCGCGAAGAGCCAGAAUUUGGAGACACCGGGACCCUUGCAGGCUCCGCCACGACCCGCCGUACCGCCUCGACCUUCGGCCCCUCGCUCGCACCCACCACCGCGACCACUGCCACGUCCCGCACGACGGGUCUCUCUAGCGCAGGUCUGAGAGGAAGGAUGACCGGCAGCGGGGCGGACGACAGCUGA
This is a messenger RNA of Rhodotorula toruloides NP11, 1524 nucleotides long. Its product is annotated as Adipose-regulatory protein, Seipin family protein. Gene Ontology annotation, biological process: lipid droplet organization; lipid storage. The coding region runs from base 1 to 1524 and encodes 507 amino acids. The transcript has 6 exons. Gene Ontology annotation, cellular component: endoplasmic reticulum membrane. NCBI's taxonomy places the organism in Eukaryota, Fungi, Basidiomycota, Microbotryomycetes, Sporidiobolales, Sporidiobolaceae. The record is from RefSeq and is a predicted model, not a curated record.